GUGUUUUCAUCUGUUUAUAGGCUGGUAAUAUUGUGGUUGGUUCUAUAGACUUUGGAACAACGUACUCAGGGUGGGCAGUGAUGUUUUCUCAUGAAUUUGAAUCAGAGCCGACGAAAGAAUUUGUGAGGCAAUGGCAGUCGGGAAGCUCGAUAAUCACAGAGAAAACACCUACAGUGGUACUUAUUAAACCAGGUGGCAAUAAAUUGGAAGCCUUUGGUUACGAUGCUGAGAACCGUUAUAAAGAGCUUAUAGAACAUGAAGAACACGAGGGAUACUACUACUUUCAGCGCUUUAAAAUGAAACUUCAUAAGCAAUUGGGCGAUAAAAUUGACUUGAAUAUGACGUUGACAGAUGAAAUGGGACAGACACUACCUGCAAUUGAUGUUUUUGCUAUGGCAAUAGAAUACCUUGUUAAUGAUAUGCAUGAUGUAAUCAAUAAGAGAAUGUUCGGAGUACUUGAGAGGUCUGAGGUUCAUUGGGUUAUCACCGUUCCGGCUUUUUGGACUGACUCUGCAAAACAGUUCAUGAGAAAAGCUGGUGAACAGGCUGGAAUUGAUGAUUGCAAAUUAAGUAUCGCCCUUGAACCAGAAGCGGCCUCCAUUUUCUGUCGCCAUUUGCCAAUGCAAAAAAGGAUCGACACUACUAAUGUAUGUAGUGCUUCCUUCCCAGCUGGAACGAGAUACAUGGUUCUUGAUGCUGCAGGUGGUACAGUAGAUAUUACAGUGCAUGAAGUCCAAGCUACUGGCGUUGUAAAAGAAAUACAAGCUGCAAGCGAAGAUGGCUGGGGUGGUACUCUUGUAGACCAGGCGUUUGAAAAGUUGAUCAUUGAUGUAGUAGGGAAAAGAGUUUAUCAGGAUUUCAAACAGGAAAGCCCGGAUGAUUGGCAAGACCUUUGGCGCGAUUUUGAUCUGAAGAAAAGAACAAUUAAACCUGAUAAGGAGACAAAAGUUGUCAUGAAGAUACCCGAAACUCUUCGUGAGCAGUAUAAACGUAAAUUCCGACAAACCUUUAAAGAGGCCGUUGAAUCAUCUUCAUAUGCUGAAAAUAUUACAUUUGUUGCUGACAAGAUAAAGUUUGACGCAAUCGUGUUUAAAAAGCUUUUUGAUGUCUUUUUGGCCAAAACAAUACAGCACACGGAAAGCCUAAUCAGAGAUCCAGCUGUCCGAAACAUUAAGGCCAUUUUAAUGGUUGGAGGUUUUUCUGAGUCCCCAAUGAUUCAAGAGAGGGUUAAAUCAUGCUUUCCUGGCAUUGAUGUCUUCAUACCUGCUGAAGCGUCCUCAUCAAUAUUGAGAGGAGCGCUUAUCUUUGGACAUAGCCCAUCUUUGAUCUCAAAAAGAGUUCUGAGGUAUACAUAUGGUGAAAGUAUAUAUUCUGCUUCCAUAAAAGGCGAAAAUCCAGAAAGCAGGCUUGAAAUGCCUGAUACAGGAUAUCAGUACAGGGACGCAAGCAAGUUGAAAGAAAUCAAAAAGUCUAAGUCGGAGAGACACAGAUAAAACAAAUUUACACAACAGUCUACAUUGAUCAGAAAAUCAUCCGUUUCCCGUAAUUAUAUGCGUCACAGAUGAAGGAUCCGAAAUAUACCGAUGAAGGUUGCAAACUCAACGGAACAAUGAGCUGUCAGUCUAUGAUGGAGACUUGUCACGUGAACUUACAUUUAGCGAUACAGAAAUGGAGGUGACAACUCAGGAUGUAAAAACGGGGAAAUUAGAAAAAGCGUCCAUUAAUUUACUCAAAAAAAAAAAAUUAAGGUCAAAGACCUGCUAAAUAAGACAUGCUUCAUUAAAAAUAAUUAAUGAAAUUAAUCAAACUCUGUAGGAAUUUGAUAUUGUAUUGAACUAUAUUGAGAUGACAAAACUACGGUUAUAUUAUAUAUUGUGAUUGCUUUAAGGCGCGUAAAUAGUGGAAUUGAUAUUAUAAUAAUGCAUACAUGCAUUUAUGAAAAAUAUGUUUUGUGUUUUUGCUUAAUUAACAAGUAUCCAUGUUUUUUAAUAAUCAAGAUAAGUAAUUACAAAUUUAUCCUCAUAUGGCACAUUGAUAUUGUAUUAUAACAUAAAAUGCUGUAUAUUUAGACUAUUAAUGUUUUACAAAUAAAGUGUUUAUCGGCUUGAUAAAAAACAAACCUUUUGAUAAUGCGAGUAUAAUGAGUGAAUUGAACUGUGUUUUAUAACACUUGAAAUGAUUUUAAGUUGAUAUACUCGCAACACGGUAUGUAACGUUGUACAAAAUGAUUCGAUUUGUUAAACAUAAUGUAGCCCCUCUAAAAUUACCAAGAUUUACCUCUGCGUCAAUGCAAGCAUCUAUUUUUGGAUAUUACACAAAAUAUGCCCCAAAACCCAAUUGAGUUUGUUUUUCUUUAAAUUAAAUACUUCAAUAUGUUCUUAAAAUACAAAUAUGUUGACAUGCAUUUUUGUGUUUAAUUGUGACGAUAAUCCAAUGUAAAUGUUGUCGAAUUACAGGAGUUUUGAUAAUUGAAAAACACAUAUAAAUUUACAACAUUAAUAGAUGAUAUAUUGGUUUAGACAUUUUUAUUCCUGGAAGUAUAUAUAAUGUACAUACAAAUACAUAACAAACAAACUAUUUUUGGUGGGACCCAAUUAUCAGUCUGUGUUUUUUGAGUAUAACGUAUACGUAUAUGAAAUACAUUUUAAGAAAUAAAAACGACUAAUAUAGGUCAAAUACUUAAUAUAGCACUUACAUGUAGAGUCGUAUGAGAAGAUAACCUCUUAUGCAAGCUUGUUUGACAUAAAAUCAAAUGUCAGUGACAUAUAAGAGCAUUUAUUUAUUAAGGUUAACUGUUCUAAAUCUCUUGUCAUUCAUACUUGGAGAUAAGUUUUGUCUAACCAAAUAUAGAUGUCGCAAUAACUUUAAGCUCAAACACAAAUUAAAUUUCGCAUAUUUAUUUUCAGAUUUUAAAUCAAAUUAAACUCUUUUGAAAAGCAAUAACAAUUCAAAACAAAACCAUUCUUACAUAAAUGCAAGGGCAUUGUGAAAAAUAUUAGUAUACAUGUAUUAUUUUUGUUGUUAUUUUAUGUUUUGUUUCCUAUUUGUUUAUCUCUC
Messenger RNA from Ruditapes philippinarum (Manila clam), 3057 nucleotides. Its product is annotated as heat shock 70 kDa protein 12A-like. Gene Ontology annotation, molecular function: ATP binding; ATP-dependent protein folding chaperone. The coding region runs from base 81 to 1493 and encodes 470 amino acids. The transcript has 4 exons. The record is from RefSeq and is a predicted model, not a curated record. NCBI's taxonomy places the organism in Eukaryota, Metazoa, Mollusca, Bivalvia, Venerida, Veneridae.